AUGAAAAUCUUUUUGCUUAUUUCUUCGCUACUUUUGCUGCAAACAUUGGAUUGUAUUGAAAUUCGACUAACCCGGCUCCCGGAUUCGCUACAUGACCGCAACGCAUACGUUGGAGAAGUGUCGGUUGGUAAGCCGGGUCAGGAUUUCAACGUUGAAUUUGACCUGCAAUCCUCCGAUUUGUGGGUGCCGGACUGCGAUUUUGAGGCGGAUCAUGAUGAGAUAAACAAAACGAACAUCUGUAAGUACAGCAAAGCUUAUUAUUUCAAUACUUUGCCCACAAAUUUCGAUAAAUUACAGAAAGGUUUCGCUUUUAAACUUUCAUAAAAAACGUAGUAAAAACACUAAAUUCUGGAUAUUUUGUAGCCAAAUUUUGUGAACAGCGAUAAAGCUCAAGAAAUUCUAGUGCGUUUUACCGGCUCUGGAUAUAUUUUCAGCUGAAACUGAGGUGGAAGCAAAGAUGUGCGCCAACAAGAACACGUUUGACACAAAAUCUUCGGAGACUUAUAUAAAAGGUAAUAAAACUUGGUUUAACCGUUGUCCUCACCUAUUGGCGAAAGGAAUCGCCAAAUCGUCGAGCCCACUUUGUUUUCGUCCACUUCAGGUUCCGGCCCAAAUGUUUUUCGCUUCUUGUGCAGCGUUGUAGUUACUUACACAGCCCACGACACCUUUCGACCCGGCCCGCAUUACAAGCGGAGUCCGGCGGCCAAAAACUUCAAGUUCGCUAUAGCCAAUCGGUUUCCGCCUUGCUAUCCGUCCAUGAAAUAUGACGGAGUCUUUGGGCUGUGGCCGAAAUCCGCCAUCAAAGGGGGUGUUCCAAUCCCACAACUGUGGGAUCGGGGUGUCAUAACGGAGCCAAUGAUCACAAUCUUCUUGCUAAUGCCCAACAAAAACAACCUGUUUGACGGCUUGAUUACGUUGGGAGCGCUUGAUAAGAGGCGUUGCGAGAGGCCGACGGAAUUCGUGAAGGUGGACAUGGAUGAGGGCUGGGUGUUCUCAGCACCCACUUUUGCCAUAGACGGUCAUACGAUGCAGAGGUCCUUAAGUUUAACUGUAAGUUUGUUUUUAUGCGAGAAUUUUAUCGAUCAAAGGAAUCCUUGAAUCGUUUAGCCCUUUCGAAUCAAAUACAGUGGGGAACACAAUCCAGAGGGAAGAACAACAACAUUUUGCAUCCGGGAAGUAUCAAAAAUGUGGCAAAAUGCCUCCCUCUUCAAGUGAAAAAACUCUGAUUUCAAAAGCGCGCCCGCUUUUUUGUGAGGGAAAGGGCGCGGCUUAUAAAGUCAAGUUUUUUUCACUUGGAGAGGGAAGCAUUUUCCCACAUUUUUGAUGCUUCCCGGAUGCAAAAUGAUACGUUUUUUGCCACUGGAUCGGGUCCCCCACUGGGCCUUGUGGAAAUCGCCGGGCCAGUUUUUAAAGGCUUAUUAACAGGAAGCGUUUUUUGAAAACAAACUCCCAUAGGGCCCAACUCAGCGCCAGUGUUUUUAUCCUCAAAUUUCCAGGCCACAAUCGACCAGUCGACCGACUUUUUCUAUGUUCCUGAGGAAAUUCUCACCUUUAUUGUUAAUGCCGUAGGACAGCAUGGAAAGGACCCCGAAACUGGCCUUUAUAUCGUGAACAAAAAGUCAAUUCAGAUCACAUUUUCGUCGACCCAUUUUACAGUCAGUAUCGACAGCAGCGAGCUACUUGAUCCAUAUCCCAAGAACGCGAUUUAUCGACUGCUCCGAGUAAGGGUCACUGGACCAGCGGCGACGACGAGCUUCGUCUUCGGAACUCCGUUCUUCUCGAAACACUGUGUUGUCCUGAAUUAUGAGGGACGGAUGGCAUUUCCCAAGAAGAUUGGGGUGCAAUAA
Bursaphelenchus xylophilus (pine wood nematode) is the source of this 1847-nucleotide messenger RNA. The record is from the annotation of a GenBank genome assembly. Lineage: Eukaryota; Metazoa; Nematoda; Chromadorea; Rhabditida; Aphelenchoididae.